AACCAAUAUUUUUCCUUUUCUAUCCCAUCAGUAUACCCUUAUUUCAUUACCAACUACGAUACCCAAACCCAUUUAGACAUUCGCCUACGAAUCGUUACGCCUUUUUGAGCCUAGUUCCGACUCGCGACUUAGGUGACCUGCUUCUUGAUAUAGGAAAAGGGUUAUCCCAAAGUUGUUCACGAUAACAAUAAUCCACAUUCCGCCCGUUGGAGAAUGGACGAUUCUGGUUGGUCAUGGCCCGCUUGGAAGUUUGGUAUGAAGAGAGAUGAACUCUUCACCAAGCUACAUGAUCAAUAUAACACAGUAGCCUUCUCUAUUCAAGACCCGGAGGCCUUUCACCACGACGUCUACGAAAUAUCUAAUAACGCAAGCACCGUCGAUGAGCUGCAUCGCCAACUAGCUGAUCGCAAGCAGCUCCGGCUCAACGAGUUAAAUCAGAGUCUAGAAUCUGCUUCUCUCGAGAUCAUUGCCAACCCGAAUCUUAUCGGGACCCAGCAAUGGCAGCAUGCUGUUCAGCUCUUUCGAACCAAGUCCUUGGAUUCUCUCGUUAGGUACUUCGCAUCGUAUCUCCCCGACGAUCAUCCUUGGCACAAAUCUACCGAAGAUCCCACAUCAAUUCCAUUCUUCGACGAUUCUGAGGAUGGUGUUUCUUUCAUGACAGAUGAGCCUCUCUCUAUCAACACCAGCAUUUCCUCUAUCCCGGCAAGCCAUCUCCCCCCUUCGCCUCGAUCCCUCACCAUGUGCUCAGACGAUUCUGCCGCAUCGACACCGGCAAGAACACUAUCCUUUUCGGAGCACGAGUCAGAUGUGAUGGUAUUGUCGACUACCUUAUCCCGCGGUUUUGAUGAUGAGGACAUGUCACAACCAGAGGAUCCUGACACACCAACUACGUCUAUUUCUGACAUGUCAGAGAUCCGAUCUCUAGAAGAUGUGGAAGAGGUGGAGAACGAGGAGGACGAGGAAGAACGGCAGGAAGAAGAAAAAUAUCAAGAUGAGGACGGACAAACGCCCUUAGGGUCUGUUGUGCAAGAGAAUGAGACCAUCGUAUCAGACACACCUACUCCUCGAGGCGAUGAGUUUUCCUCAGAUCCGGAACUGUAUAGUGACAUAACAAAGAUGGUCUCAUCAAGAUAUACCUCACCCCAUAAGGGUAUUCGUGCUAAAAGCCCUGGGUUAUCGAGAUCACGGCGGAGGAGUCCAGAAAUUGGUCGAGUGCAAAAGCCCUCACCAGAUCCAACACGGAUUAGACCAAAGGGUCGGAGACGGCAACUAGGCGGUUGACGAUGUCAUGGGAUUGUAUAUAUAUCACCCCAAACCUGUAAAUACCCGUAAUGAGCUAAGUUAUCUUCAUCGUUGUGUCUUCCCUUGUAUGAUUUCUGUUGAAGAUUACUUUUGGGGUUUACGAUGAUCGUCAAACUUGUAUAAAUGCUAACCCAGUUGAUGAACGUGCGAAGAGCCAGCAAUUGGGGACUAAAAGAAUACUCCGAUAUUGUGAGUGAGGUUCUGCUAACUUGCAGCGUGUUUGGCACACAAGUGGUUUAGGCCUUAUCCUAUCCCUGGGCCGGGAUUUAUGAAGUGUUCAACCUGAAAUGCCUACUAGGUAGCCA
Molecule: messenger RNA, 1607 nt
Organism: Hypoxylon fragiforme
Lineage: Eukaryota; Fungi; Ascomycota; Sordariomycetes; Xylariales; Hypoxylaceae
Exons: 3
Coding region: 214-1281 (355 amino acids)
Source: RefSeq, a predicted model, not a curated record